Molecule: messenger RNA, 2098 nt
Organism: Cucumis sativus (cucumber)
Lineage: Eukaryota; Viridiplantae; Streptophyta; Magnoliopsida; Cucurbitales; Cucurbitaceae
Product: DNA polymerase I
Exons: 12
Coding region: 37-1188 (383 amino acids)
Biological process (GO): DNA replication, Okazaki fragment processing
Molecular function (GO): 5'-flap endonuclease activity; DNA binding
Source: RefSeq, a predicted model, not a curated record
AAAAGGAACCCGUAAGACUGUAGACAACAAAGGUACAUGCGAAUUGGGCAGCGGUUGUUGAAACGCUUGGGCUGUUCUCCCUCAGUUCUCAUGGCCUCCCACCAUCUUCACACUGCUACUGCUAGUGCUUCGCAUAUUUGCAGAAAUUUUUUGGGAUUCAUUUUCACCUCCAAAUUUCCCCAUCCUUUUCGCUUCUCUACUUCUUCUUCGAGGAUUCAUUCUUUUCCUUCGUUCUCCCUUCUGCUAUCCCCAAAGGGUUACUGCAGUUCAUCCGGAAGUAUAAAUUCUGCCAAUACCAUGGAUACGGUUCCAACUUAUCAUGGUAGUUCUGCAUCUACUAGAUGCCAGCCAAUGGUGCAAUUCCAAGAUUCAUUAUCGAACCCGCUUACGUUCAAAGAAGAUACUGGAAUUGAUAAUCCUGCAGAUGCUAGAGUCAUGCUCAUUGAUGGCACAUCAAUCAUUUUUAGAGCAUACUACAAGCUUUUGGCAAAGCUUCAUCAUGGACAUUUAUCACAUGCGGAUGGAAAUGGAGAUUGGGUGCUAACAAUAUUUACUGCUUUGUCACUUAUUGUUGAUGUUCUGGAGAUUAUGCCUUCUCAUGUGGCGGUUGUGUUCGACCAUGAUGGACACCCAUAUGGUCAUACUUAUAUUUCAUCCAAUGAAAAUUUCAUGUCAAAAGGAUCCACUUUUCGUCAUACAAUUUACCCUGCAUACAAGAGUAACAGGGCACCCACACCUGAUACCGUAGUCCAGGGGCUCCAGUACUUGAAGGCAUCCAUAAAGUCCAUGUCCAUAAAGGUCAUUGAGGUACCUGGAGUGGAAGCCGAUGAUGUAAUUGGCACAUUGGCUUUGAGAAGUGUUGCGGUUGGGUGUAAGGUUCGUGUUGUCUCUCCUGACAAAGACUUCUUCCAGAUUCUAUCUCCUUCAUUACGUCUUUUACGGAUAGCUUCACGUGGAAUUGAGAUGGUUUCAUUUGGGUUAGAGGAUUUUGCUGACAAAUUUGGAGUUCUGGAACCUUCUCAGUUUGUUGAUGUGAUGUCUUUAGUUGGUGACAAGUCCGAUAAUAUUCCAGGAGUCGAUGGAAUUGGAAAUGUCAAUGCUGUGCAACUUAUCACUAGAUUUGGGAAAUUGUUCGAUUACAUGGCAUACCUAAAAGCAUUGUCUCGGAUAGGAAUGUCAAAUUCAUGAGCUAUUUUUGGCGCUCCUUAUGGAAACGAUUCAGCACCAACCUGCUUUUCAGCUCUACUAGCCAUCCCUAAAUGGACGGUCAAACAGGAGUGACCAACUGAACACUUGACAACCUCCUUCGCUGCCUAAGUGGAGACAAAUCCCACCAAUGGGAUCUCAAGCUCACUCAAGCAGAAUUUGCCUUCAAUAACAUGACCAAUCGAUCCACAGGAAAAUCCCCUUUUGAAAUUGUCUACACGCAAGUACCCCGCCUCACUCUUGAUCUUGCAAACUUGCCUGUUCCUAUUGAUCUUAGUGCUGAAGGAACACUUAUGGCUGACGGAAUCCAAAAAACCCAUGAAGAAGUCCACCAACGCUUAGAAGCUUCCAAUCUUCCUACAAACUUAAAGCGGAUAUACACCGAAGACCAAACACUACUGAAGUCGGAGACCUUGUAAUAAUCCAUCUAAAGAAGCAACGCCUACCUUCUGGACAACAUUCAAAAUUAACUAACAAAAAGAUUGGCCCUUUUCCUAUUCUAGCAAAGUUGGGACAGAAUGCCUACAAGAUAGAUCUUCCUCCAAACAUGAAGAUCAGUUCAACCUUCAGGCUUCAAUGUUGCUGACAUCUAUCCUCACCACCCCCAGAUCAGUUUUAGUUUUCCAAAUCAAACUCAGGGUUGAGUUUGUUUCUGUUGGUUUGGUGGAGUUGAUGUAGGAAGUUAUAACAAAUUGAUUAGUUUCAAGCAGUUAGUUUAACCUCUGCUUAAGUCCUUUAGCUGAUUAUUAGUUAAGAUAGUUUAGCUUUCUGUUAAUUAAUUGUGAACAGUUUUAUUUUUCUGUUGGUUAGUUAUAACCAACCAACCUCUUGUAUGAAUAGGUCUUUAAGACCUUCAUUACAAAGUAAUAAAAAGAUAAAGAAUUUUUCAGUA